Messenger RNA from Medioppia subpectinata, 444 nucleotides. Lineage: Eukaryota; Metazoa; Arthropoda; Arachnida; Sarcoptiformes; Oppiidae. The record is from the annotation of a GenBank genome assembly.
GUGAUCGGAGACAGACGUAAUCGAUUCCUAACCAAUCCUAUCGAAUAUCAGUACUUCUGUUCAGUUCAGAAGUCGUGGGUUAAAGACAUUCACGACUACAUCAGGGAAUGUAUGCCUAAAUUCUCAACACAAAAACUAAUGACCAGAAAAUUAGCGAAUCAAAUACAAAUACAGGCAAAUAAGUUAUGCGAUUCACAGACAUUCACUGCUCAGCAAUUGUUUCUAAACAGCUUUUGUUUAAAUAAGGUAAUCAAUGAAUUGCAUAAUUGUAUGGAAGAUAUGAUUGAUUACAUGAGUUAUGUGGAGCACAGGGUUAUGGGAAUCGAGAACAGUUAUCUAGAGAUGAGGAACUGUAGCCGACAUAUACUGUACUCUUCAUUGAAACACUCGUGUCAUCCGACGAUUGAAUGGUUUGAUAAACUCAUGUCCGGAUAUAAUAUUUGA